AUGGAAAAUGAAGCCUCCUCCAGAAGGGGCCGCCUCAUGGGCAAGCUCUUUGGUAGCAAAGAUCGCAAGGUCUCCGAAUCCGCCAACGCUACCAGCCUAGACGCAUUUCUACACAGCUCCGACAACUUGCAGGUGACGCAUCCUCCCCCGCCGCCCCCGCCAACCACUCUACCAAAACUCGACACCACGAUAUCGCGAUACCCCCAGGCUGCUGCCGUCAAUCAGCAAGCCCAGUUCAACCGUCCAGUUGCCGCCGGUUACCUCGAUCUCUCUGCCACCAAUGCCACUCGAGCCCCUCGCCCAAACAAAAAGGGCCUUCUGAUACGCUUUUCAGAGGCUCGCCCAGAAGUCAUAGGUCAAGGCGGCGAUGAAUGCGAUAUCCCAACUAUGGAAAUCUCCCGGGCAAAGUUGGCACGCUCCCCUCAGCCCCCUCCCCCUCCUCCUGCUGCUGUGCCUCCCCAACGAGUUCCAGUUCCACCAACUGCCGACAUAUUCCGACCGAAGCGUCUAGCUAGAACCCAGACCGGUUACUCCUCCAUAUACUCUCCAGAAACGGGCCCAGAGAACAAUGGCGAUUCCGAAUACCCUAACAAGUGGCGAGAGUCACCGCCGCUGCCCGGAACACAACCCAAGCUUGACGUCCCUAGCAAACCUGCCGCGGGCGGGCUCCUCGCUACCCCGACCCACGACGAGAACCGCAAGUCCUUUAUCGAAAUGCAAAAAGCACAGAUGCGAAAAGCUGAAGGCCAGGCGUUUGCGAAAGCUGCACGCAACUCAAGUGUUGCUUAUGAUGGUAAUUGGGAAGAUCCAGCCUCGCCCGCUACAGCACCGCCUACGACAAUUGCAGAAUCUCCCCAAAGCUAUGCUCCGAAAAAGUCCCUCGACUACAGCCCGGCGACAUCGCUGACAUCGAUGGCAUCCAGCACCUAUCCACCGUCGUUACCAUCCCCCGUCCAGGCCACGGCGCAACCAGGCUUUCCCCCACCCAAUGAGGACAUAAGGCCCAUGGCGGCAAGAAUGGCGUCCGUAAGACUCAACGACACGAUGGGUGGCGAUGGUGUAGAGGCUCUGGACACUUUCGUGCGUCGAACCACACAUCUUCAUGAGCUGUUCCGCCUUCACGCAGAAACAGUCGUGCCUCUGCAAAGCUGCGAAUUGAAAGACCUUGGUCGCGCCGGGCUCUGGUGGUUCCUGAAAGGUCGCCUAGGUCUUGAGCAGGCCAUUAGAGAGAAGCAGCCCAACGCACAAGCCACGCCAAAAGCCCAGAUGCAAAUUGACCUGGAUAAACAACAAGCCUACGCCAACUUGUCCAAAGCGUACUGGCUGUGCCAGCACGCCAUACCGGAAACUUCGCAAGCUCGCCGCCUUCCUCCCGACUCCGAGAUUUUGGCCGCUACGGAGCAACUUAUGUCCUCGCUCAAAAAGCUGGCCAUGUCUAUGAAGAGAAAUGCCAUUCUCCCUCCUGAAGAACCCUUCCUACCUGCCACCAUCGACAAGGCAGUUUGGCUGGAAUACCCAGCUAUGAGUCAAGACAUGAUUGCGUUGUUAUCUGGCGAUUGGGGUUCGGGAAUUUCGGCUAUUCAUAAGCCAACGGCGAACCUGCAGAUCCUGAAUGCGCUGCCGCUCGGCGAUUCGGCAGACUUUUUCAGCUACGGCCGAGUUGCAGCAGAUUGCUUUCUCAUGGAGCAGGGAAGAGAAGCACAGCGAUUUUACUUCUCUUGUUUCCUGUCAAUCCUACGACCGCAGACUGAGACUGGGCUGGUUUUCAUAAUUGCUAGCCAGAACGGUGUGGUUGAACUGGCUAUACAGGAUAAAAAGGGAGGUCCAGUGUGGGAGGAUCUGCGUUGGCGCAACGACACCUGUACUCUGGAGUUGCGCCUACCCCGUGGAUUCCUGCUUGCCGUACAACUGGCGCAAACAGACUACCGCAUGCUCUGGAACAUGUAUGACUUUGGAGCCCGGGUUCGGUCAACGUUGAAACCUCGACCAGACGAAACGGUGGUUUUUAGAAAUACGCUGCCGUCGUUCCAGUACAUCGACUCUGACCCGCAGUCGCGUGUUUUCCCCAAGGACGCUGUGGUACAAUGCGAAGUGGCUCUCUUUGAGAGAGUGUAUAAAGAAAACGGUCCCGCCGGCCAGAGAAACUGGCACUCGGGGUUCCGCAUCGCAGCGGUGACGGGCCCAAAAACGAGAACGUUGAAUGGAGUGCAGCACAACUACCCGACUCUGUUACCGGUGCAGUUUGGUUUCUUCCGUGACGGCGAAGCGCCGGCCCUUUCUAUCAAGUUUGAGGGAAAUCGACAAAAAGGGCGCAUGGUGCUUACUUUCAGUGACGAGAAGGAACGAGUGCGAUUUCACUCGCUUAUCACAGGAACGGCGCUGGAAGUGGAUGAACGCAUCUUUGCCAAUGUACCACUACGCAGCCUGCAAAUAUCGGAAAAGAUGAGUGACACGACGGGCAUAUUGCCGUUUGGGCGGAUGCCUUGGAAGGCGGCACAGGUCACCAAUGACGAAUUUGGACCAAAUGGGGAGCAGCCGAUGACUGUGCUGUCGGACAAGCUCAAGGUGGUGCUGGAAUAUCAGAAUGGCAUGGUGACUGACCGAAUCAACGUGGCGCCGGGAGAGAUGCGUCUGCGGUUGGAUGUCUCUAACAAGUUGAUAUUGCGCAUGCUGCGUCAGCCACAGCAGGACAUGACGGUGUCCAUCUCGGAGGCGCAGGUUCCCAAGGAGCUGGCGGCGGAGAUGACCCGUGGACUGCAGCUAAUACGGCAGAAGCCGACGAUACGGACGAUGGAGUUUAACAGCCUGAGGGAGCUGCACGAGUUUCAAUACGCGGUGACGGGAUACGAGGUGGUUUUCGAUGCGAUGGCGACGACGUUUGCGAUUGCCCGGCGACGAAUGGUUGUGCCUAUCCAUAAGAAGUGGGAGGCUGGCCUGACGCGGAUCCAGGUAGUGCGACAAGAAGACAAGCAGGUUCAGAUGUUGGCGUUUUUCGAGAACUGGCACCAUGGGCACUGCAUGAACUUUGUGCUGAAGGGUACGGACGUGUACGAGUCGUUUCAGCGGAGCGGCAAGGCGGGGAUCAAGUUUGUGGAUGCCAAAUUUCCGCUUCCCCGGGUACCAGAGGACAAGGACGGGGAUAUUGACGACAUGGCGUUUGUAUGUCUGGAUCUCCCAGACCUGCCGGGAGAGCACGACGAUAUUUCGAUUUUGUUUGAAACGGAACUAGAUCGUGACCGGUUGUGCGAGUUUCUACCAGCAACGGUCAAGGAAGGAGGCCGACUGUCGAUAUCGCGACUUAGGUAG
This is a messenger RNA of Cordyceps fumosorosea ARSEF 2679, 3306 nucleotides long. RefSeq lists its product as hypothetical. The transcript is spliced from 2 exons. Lineage: Eukaryota; Fungi; Ascomycota; Sordariomycetes; Hypocreales; Cordycipitaceae. The record is from RefSeq and is a predicted model, not a curated record. The coding region runs from base 1 to 3306 and encodes 1101 amino acids.